Molecule: messenger RNA, 699 nt
Organism: Cuculus canorus (common cuckoo)
Lineage: Eukaryota; Metazoa; Chordata; Aves; Cuculiformes; Cuculidae
Product: interleukin-17A
Exons: 4
Coding region: 1-699 (232 amino acids)
Biological process (GO): inflammatory response
Cellular component (GO): extracellular region
Molecular function (GO): cytokine activity
Source: RefSeq, a predicted model, not a curated record
AUGCCAGCUCAGAUAACGCCCCUGGGGUGCUAUGAGGCAGCAAGGGACCCAGGAGAGGAGGAUGAGGAGACCAACUGCUUCUUUGCUGAAGGCCUGGCUGGGUCAGCACAGCCUCACUCCAAAAAGGGAGCUGCUAAAGCAGCAGGGAUUGUCCAUUUCAACAGAGAAAUUCCUGGAGAGCUCUGUCUGCACUCCCCUGUUCCUUUUGCCCCCACAUUCAGAACAGCGCUCUUAAUGCUCCUGGCCGUGCUGUCCGCCAGAAAUUCUGCCUACGGGAAGGUGAUACGGCCUGAACUCAGGUUGGAGAACAUCUUCAAGCAAUCGUAUGCUGGAUGCCCAACCCCAAAAGACACAAAAUUCCCCCAAACUGUGAGAGUCAACAUAAGUAUCAGCAACAUGAACCAGGACACCAGAACGACUCUUGAUGCCAGCAGCCGCUCUCUGGCCCCGUGGGAUUACAGGAUCGAUGAGGACCACCACCGUUUCCCCCGGGUGAUUGCCGAUGCCAAGUGCCGCCACGCCAGGUGUUUGAAUUCAAAUGGGCAACUGGAUCACAGCCUCAACUCCGUCCCCAUCAAACAGGAGAUCCUUGUCCUCCAGAGGGAGCGCAAAGGCUGCCACCAAUCCUACCGGCUGGAGAAGAAAAUCAUCACUGUGGGCUGCACGUGUGUCACUCCCUUGAUCCAACACCAGGCUUAA